AUGGAGAGAUGGUUUGCAAUCAAAUACGCUAUAGAUUUGACGAAGAGGAUAAGGCUAAAAACUGCUAUUAAAAUUAUGUUUUGUGGAUGGAUCUACUCUAUUUUAAUGGCUAGCUUUCCGCUUUUGGGCAUUAGCAACUAUAGCAGCACCAGCAUUUGUCUUCCUAUGGAAGUGAAAUCAGUAUUAGACAAAGCUUAUCUAUACAGCAUAUUGCUGAUCAACGGCAUUUCUUUGGGAAUAAUCGUAUUUUGCUAUGCACAAAUUUACUUCAGUUUGGGCUACGAAACACGCAGGGCGAGUCAAAAGGGCGAAAUGACUAUAGCCAAAAAAAUGGCUCUCCUUAUAUUUAUCGAUUUUGCCACUUACGCACCGAUAGCGUUUUUCGGAAUGUGCGCGCUGGUUGGGUUCCCUCUGAUUAAUAUUACCAAAUCGAAGAUAUUACUGGUAUUCUUUUACCCUCUUAACGCGUGUGCUAAUCCGUAUCUGUACGCGCUUACGACGUCGCAGUACAGGAAAGAUUUAUGCUUGAUUGUGUCCAGGUGGGGCUUUUGCAAGAAAAAAGCGCAGAAAUAUAGUUUGACGGACCAUAAUUCCGGUGGUAAAGCGCCAGCGUUAUUGGGUCAUUCGGAAAUUAGUCAUUGCCACAACUGCAGAGAUAAUCACAACGGGGACCUCGCCAGUACUUUUUUAUAA
Molecule: messenger RNA, 693 nt
Organism: Cylas formicarius (sweet potato weevil)
Lineage: Eukaryota; Metazoa; Arthropoda; Insecta; Coleoptera; Brentidae
Product: lutropin-choriogonadotropic hormone receptor-like
Exons: 3
Coding region: 1-693 (230 amino acids)
Biological process (GO): G protein-coupled receptor signaling pathway
Cellular component (GO): membrane
Molecular function (GO): G protein-coupled receptor activity; protein-hormone receptor activity
Source: RefSeq, a predicted model, not a curated record